AUGAUUGUUGAAUUACUCUUUUGUGAUGUUGUGACAACUGUUGAUGUUGAAACUGUUGUUGAUGGUGUGACUAUUGCUGAUGUUGAAACUAUUGUUGAUGAUGUACCUAUUGCUGUUGUUGAAACUUUUGUUGAGGUUGAAACUGUUGUUGAUGGUGUGACUAUUGCUGAUGUCGAAACUAUUGUUGAUGAUAUACCUAUUGCUGUUGUUGAAACUGUUGGUGAUGGUGUAACAAUUGGUGAUGUUGAAACUGUUGUUGAUGGUGUAACUAUCGCUGACGAUGAAACUUUUGUUGAUGGUGUAACUAUUGGUGAUGAUGUGGCUAUUACUGACGUUAAUCCUGUUGUUGAUGAUGUACCUAUUGCUGACGCUGAAACUGUUGUUGAUGGUGUUAUUAUUGGUGACGUUGAAACUGUAGCUGAUACUGUAACUGAAUUUGCGAUUGAUGUCGAAGCUGAUAGUAUAGUUGUUGGGUUAUCUAAUAGUGUAAGAAGAUAG
Molecule: messenger RNA, 498 nt
Organism: Adineta steineri
Lineage: Eukaryota; Metazoa; Rotifera; Eurotatoria; Adinetida; Adinetidae
Source: the annotation of a GenBank genome assembly